Trypanosoma rangeli is the source of this 2403-nucleotide messenger RNA. RefSeq lists its product as uncharacterized. The record is from RefSeq and is a predicted model, not a curated record. Gene Ontology annotation, molecular function: phosphatidylinositol-3,5-bisphosphate binding; phosphatidylinositol-3-phosphate binding. The transcript has a single exon. Gene Ontology annotation, cellular component: phagophore assembly site membrane; cytosol; extrinsic component of membrane. Gene Ontology annotation, biological process: autophagy of mitochondrion; protein lipidation; nucleophagy. Bases 1 to 2403 code for a protein of 800 amino acids. NCBI's taxonomy places the organism in Eukaryota, Euglenozoa, Kinetoplastea, Trypanosomatida, Trypanosomatidae.
AUGGACUUUGACCUACUGGAUGACGCAGAGGAGAUCUUGCAUCCACUCUGCCUCUGCCUCAAUCAGGACUUCUCGCGCGUCGGCGUGGGCCAUCAUAAGGGAUACGUCAUCUACCACAUUCACCGCUGCGCCACCCCCGCUGCUGCGGAAAGGGAGGAAGGGGCGUUGUGCUCGGGGCCGCCCUUUUACACAACGAUUGAGGCAAUGUUUCCUCCAAGGCGAGAGAGCCAGUGCUCGACACCGACAUCGUGGGACGUGCCAGAGCGCGCCCCACCCUCACCCUCUCCCUCUCCCGCAGGGGGGGGUGAAACGAAGGAAGGUCCCUGCGAGCACCAGGGCGAGGUUGAUAACGACCCCCUGCUUGACGUCCUUGCACGUAGUUUGUCCUCGCGGUGUCACGCGAGCAAAUGGUCAGAGAGUAGGGGAAAGGAUGUGGAAUCGGGACACUUAGAGGCUGAGAAAGCAUGGCAACCGCACAAGCGGGAAGAGCAGCAGGACUCGCCGGGAGGCACUGCUAGUUCUGCGGGUGUAAUGUUUGAGGGAAGCCGCGCGACGUUGACGUCGGCAGUCCCAGAUGCGGAUUUCGCAAGGUGGAUGGAUCAGGUAAGGGGUGUGCCGUUGCCGACGGAGAGCGGUGUAGGUGUGAUGGCGCUUUUGUAUAAGACGAGGUUUGUCGCCGUUGUCGGUGGUGGGCCGUACCCUGUGGGGCCAAGAAACGUCGUUAAAAUAUUUAUCAUGGGUGACAUUUGGGCAGACCGCAAUGUGUGUGUGCCAGACCCUGUGGAGGACCUGCGGCUGGAUCAUCGGCUCAUCAUAAUUCUCACCACCAGGGAACUGCGUCUGCACAGCUUUGAGACGGGGAGGUGCGUCUUCACUGUGCCGCUGUGGGUGGACCAGAGCCCCAAAUCGGGCCCGGCGACGUCAACCUCGUCCCCGUUUGUCGCGAGCGCUCCUUUGCCUGCGGCAAAGUUACAACAGCUGAAGCUUGGCGGCUCUGCUGCCGCGGCGUCGUCAGCGCCGACCACGUCCACUACACGCUUUGUUGCGUUACUCGACAUCGACUACAGUAAAAAGUGCGUCGCGUUCCGCAGCUCCAUGGUGGGAUUCAGUCUAGUGCGCUACGACGCGGAGUCGUCCCUCUCGAACAGGGUAAACGCGGAGUUUCUGGCUACGGUGCCGGUGGCCCACGAACAUGCGCUCACCUCGCUUGCAAUGGACCUAAACGGCGAGCUGAAGAGCGGCGGAAGCAGCAAUGCCGCGUCUGGAGCGGUGCGGUGGCACAUUGCCACCUGCAGUGAACGUGCGACCCUUAUACGUGUUUGGAGAUACUGCGAAAGAGAAGCGGCGGCCCGCACUUUGGCGCAUCUGGCAGCGUCCACCCAGUCGCACCCUGCUGAAGCGGGGCCCAAGAGCGUCAUUGAUGAUCAGGGUGGCGGCAGUAAUCUUCCCGGGUAUUUUGUGAAAAUUCGGGAGGUACGGAAUGCAUCGCUGCCAACGCCCAUCUUUCAAAUGCGUUUUCUUGGGGAAAACUUUCUUUUCUGCAUAGCGUGGAACACCAUUAAGGUUUUCUUCGUGGGCGAGCAGGAGAAGCCGAGGGCGUACGACGUUAGUACGAAGGAUCCAAGCAAGGCCUGUCGAGCACAAAACUGUCACUCCACGCUGCACCACCUCGGUGUGGUUUCCGCAUACUUUAACUCUGAGUGGGCAGCCUGUGAGUCUCCACUGCCGCUGACGGACGGUGUAUUUCUCCCCAGAUGGGUGAGUACAGCAUCGGGGGAACUGCGACAUCAUCUUCUGCGUGGCAUAGGCUCUAAUUGCCGUAUGACAGACGGUGAUGCUGCAGAAAAUGAUGCGCACCGGGGCCAUGCCACACUGGAGGGCUCUACCUCGUGCUCUUCGCUCAACCAUACACAGCACUCUCAGGGAAUGUCGCAAAACGCCUCGGUGCAUGCAGCCUCCUCGCUCAGCAAGUCUCAGGAGUAUGGUGAAAGUUUUCGUCGGUAUGUUUUACAGCUGGCACCAAUAGUCGAGAGUGCGGGUCGGGCUGCCCGGUUCUACUGGGGGCACAGGGGGGACAACAAUGAGGGGGCAACGAAUCGUGAGAAGGAGGUGACAACUACUAACUCACAAGAGCGAGAUUAUACUAUGAUGACCGAGAUUGCUCAAUCGCUCGUGGUGUGGUGGGAGCAGCCUGCGUACUGGCAGGUGGAAUACAUGACAAAGGCCUUUUUGCGUGUCCACACCGCCACCACCUCCGAGGUGUUUCCCAGUCACUCUCAUUAUCAUCACUCAACCAAUUUGUACUGCGUCACUUGUGACGGGAGUGCUGUCAGCUUCGAAUUUGACCCCGUCACAGGCACAAUUGAAUGCAGCAAAGCCACUGCCGUUGGUCCACGUGGGUAA